CAGAGCAGUAACAACACGCACCUUAUCAGUUGAAUCAUAUAGUUCAAAAACCUCGGUUACAGCCACCGCAGGCAGUCCCGUGGACGACGACGACGACGACAUGCCAACCAAAUAUUACUCAGUGUACAGUCACCGGUACAUGAUCAGCAGGAAUUUUACUAGAAAAAAUAAGAGAAAGGACAAUUUGGGACUGUUGCCGGUUGUACGUGACUUGAGAAACGGGGCCGGCGAUAGCGCAAGUGAUCAUGGUAACAACAGAACGAGAAAGGACGAUUCGCUCUGCGACAUCCUGUCGAGUCCGUCAUUCCGAUUCGUUAUCUGCUUGAUCAUCGUAAUGGUUGUUUUACUAUACAAGUCGGUUUACAUGGAUUAUUUCCACUUGAAGAAUGAAAAAUCUUCCAUAUCGAUCACGAAGACUUCAUGGAACUCUACUAAAACGUUAUAUGGAUAUGAUGACGGAAAACCAACAAUUGAAGUAAUCGAGAUUUUACCAAAUUGUGGUUUACAAACCAUUUGCUCAGAUAAUGCUUUUCCAAUUCAUAUAUAUACAGGAAAAAAUAAAACAGAUUUUCCGAGGUUGUGUAUCAUGGGAAAAUACGUCAUGUCAUUCAACCGAACUGCAGGUGGUCGUGGCAUCAACGUAGCCGUGAUAGAGUCAACUACAUACACCAUCAUGGAUGUUAAAAACUUUGAUACGUAUGAGUAUAAUAGUUCUAAUUUAGAUGAAUGGCUUGAUCACAUGGUUAAAGUUGGGGAUGUUGUAAUAUUUUUUACAUUUGACGAGGCAUCUAAAAAAUUAACAAAAAACACAAGAAAUGUUUUAUACAAUAUGGGGAGUGGGAAAAUUCAAGACUUAUGGUACAGAUGUCAAUGGUUUAUGGUGACACAAAAAGGAAUUCAAGGCAUCACGCCGUAUGAAAAAAUCACAUAUUCGCAUAAGAACAAUUGGGCAGAUGUAUUAGAUGAAAAAUUAUGUGUUCCAUUUCAAAUAACAGGAAACCCAAUUGUAUCUGACGAUUUGUCCAAUCAUCAACUGUCGUUUUGUAAUGCUACAUUUGAUGAGUACACCGAGUAUUGCAAUGAAAGUAAUAAUGAACACACCGGAAGCGUUAAUUACGGUUACACGAGAAUCGAGUCCCGAGAAAGUCACCGAUCAACGCCUAGUCGAUUGCUUGACCGAACGGAAUAAACGGGCUAAUCGCCACCGAGUUGUUGUAUAAGUAUUAUAUUAUACCCAAUAUAUUAUGUUAUCGAUUAUCGAUACCAGUAGCGGUUCCAGAGGUUGUUCAAGGGUGAUGGGAGGGAGCAGAUUUUCAAAAAAUAUUUUUACGAUAUAUUAGUAACGACCCUAAUAAAAUUCGCAGCACAACCAUCACCGACACGUAUGAAAUACCUAUAUCCAACAAAUUUGUUAACAAACCUAAUGUUGUUGGAUUUUUUCCGGUCUUUGUGUUAGACUUUGUUAAAGCUGUUAGAGCCUUAGACUGUACUUUUGUGCUGCCAACUAUACUCCAACAGCACAACUAUAUGGUUGUGCUGUAAACGUUAUGAGGGUUUGUAUAAUGUGAAAUUCUAUUGUCGGCAAACAAGACUAUACUAUAUAUUAUAGCUUAUAAGUUUCAACAAUAUAUUGUAACUGCAUAUAAUUAAAAAGUGUAGAAUAUUAGAAACGUGUAAAGCGUUGAUUAGGUUACAUCCCUAUUCCAUACGUAGGUGUAUACUGUAUAUAUAUAUAUUUUAUAUAUAUUUAUUUAUUUUAUAUAUUAUUACUAUUAUAGGUAUGUGUGACGUGCAAAUACAAUAAUACUAUAUAGGUUAUUUUUUCAUUGUCGAAUAAAAGUAGUAGCGAGCUUGAUCUAAUAUUAUAAUUUUAUCACGGUACACGAAAUUUAGAUUUCAUAUUAUUAUAUUAUAUUAUAAUAUUCAACAUGUGUCCCGUGCUACUGCAGUAGCAGCCUGCGGUCUGCGUAUACAACGGGCCGUCGAUCACGGAGGCCACUCGACGAUUAAUCAAACGAUCGCCCUUUCGACGACCCUUUAUCUCUUUCUUUCUCUCCCCGUUUUUUUUUCCUGUGGGCGCGUUAAACGAUUUCACACGGGCCAAGUUUUCUGAAUAAGACACCUAUAAAAGUAAAUUACAAACAGGAUACACACCGAAUCCGAAGAUAAUCGGACAAAAAUGUGGGUAGACUGCCCGAAGUGACAUUGUAAUACAAUGCAUAAUAUGUAAAAUGUGGUGUGCAAAACCCCCCGAAAUUAUAGUGCCUUUUAAACGCUUUAUUACGGCGGAUGCCAGAUUUAACUGCAUUUUUUCUACGUAAAAUGUCUCUAACCACAGUUGUCGUUGGGGGGUUAAUGUGCGACGGGGCAUUGUGCAUAUUAUCAAAUGUCAAGUAUAAUUUACUCAUGUUCCAUCCAUAACUAAUUCUUGAAAAAAUUACCCGUAUACACGUACGCAUGUAUAGGUACUAGGUAGGUACCUACAGUAUAUACGACACAAAUUAAUAUUAAUUUUUCAUCAGUUUGUAUAUUAUGCUAAUGUUUUUUAAUACGAACUUUGAUACGAUCCGAAAAUGCAGUGCUAUAUACUGUUAUAAUAUACCCACAAAGAGUAACUUUGUAACUAAAAAUAAUUAUUAAAAAAUGUUUUUACUUAAAUAAAAAAAAAUUUUAAAAGAGUUGGUUGUUAAAAACGUUUAGAAAUGUUUACCUAUACCUACCUCAAUUUCUCGUGAACAAUAUAACGCUUUAAAAGUUCGGUAUACCUAUGUAUGUAUAAUAAUAGUAAAUCGAUUUAUAUAAUAUACCUAAGAGACUGUAUGUUUAAUGACGAUAAUAAUGUGUUAAAUAGAAAAUUUAUUUUGUUAUUUUGUUUUUUUCCUUGCACAAUCCCAAGGAAUAAUAUAUACGUUCUUAAUUAUAUACGCAGUAGUACAAUACCUACCUAUAAGUACGAUUUGUGUUAUAUUUAAAAAUGUAUAACUAUAUUAGGUAGCUGGUAGGUGGGUACUAAAAUUACUUAUAAAGUAUAAUUUGUCUUGCUAUAUAUUACAAUGCUAUAAUAUUUAAAAUAUAUUUAUUAUAACUUUAAGUAUUGAAGUAUUCUGCACGUUUUAUUAUGUGUUUACGGAUACCUAAUGGUUUUGAAACUUAUCAAGUAAUGUUAUGCAAAUUGAAACCUCUGUUAAAAAUAUAUAAAUGAAUAAAAUAAGUAUUCUAGCAUAAUUUGUUCAAAUGUUUAUAUUUAUAAUUUUAAUUUAUUAAUAAAUUGUUAAACAAUAUUUAUUAUUUCAGAAUAUUGGAUUAAUUUUUUCUUUCCUCUAAUUCAAAUAGAGUGAUAAUAUAAUAUUAUCUAUCUGUUAUAUUAUUAUUAUGUGUUUAUUCGUACAAAUAUUCUUUUAAAAGUACUAUUAUAAUUUAACAUCAUAGUUGGAUUAGUGGAAUAUUUACAGGAAGGGUUUGAACCCGUCGAUAUUUAUGAAUGUACAUUGUACACCAUGUUAACUUUUGUAUGAAUUUGCGUGAACGCGUUUUGUCUACGUAUUGCGCGUGGGCCAGAGAGAAAGAAAACAAACAGUACGCUGACAUACUCUUAACAGAUAUUAUGUUGUAUAUAUAGCUUGUAUUGUAUACUUAUAACUUAAAAGUUAAUAUUAACUUAAAUAAUACUUUGGUUUGUCCUCAAGCAUAAUUUCAUUGUAACUCAACUCUUAUAUGGAUCGUUAUACCUAUUCACAACCCUGUCUUCAAUACGUAUUUGUCUUUUGUUGUCUGCAUUUCCCGCAAUCUUAUCCUCCACAUACAUUCAACAGUAGGUAUUCUAGUCAAUAAAUUUUGACUCAAACGUUACAUUUCAUCGGAUUCGCUUUGGCAUAGUGUUCACGACGAGACUACUGAAUUUCUGACGCAUCCAGUAUCAUACUCCAGGUUUGUUCAUAUUUAUUUCAUUCAUUGUGUCAUUAAAAUUCCAUCUUCUGUAGUUCGUCGUACACUAGUCUACGUUUCGUCUCUAGAAUCAAAAAUGCAGAAUUAUUACCACCGAUAUUGUAGUUUCAUUGCCUUAGAAAUCCUUUGGUUUUAUCUUUUGUAUUCUCGGCUAUACAAUUUCAGUCAUUAAAUUAUUCCAUCUCUCGUCUUAUAUAUGCGUGACAUAUUUACUUUAUGACAACAUAUAUUAAAUCUUCAUACUGGUAACCCGUCCCGUCAAAGACAAAAUGUAAUGCUUUUGUUACCAAUCCUAGUGACCUUGUCUAUCGCCAUUCCGCAUUCGUCAUUUGUCAUGAUGCUUGUUGUAAGUUUUCCAACAAUUUUUUCCUAAAACUCUACGAGUAAAUACAACUGUAAUAUAUAGGUACUUUCCGUUGUCUAUCCAUAAUAAAGUAUGUAUACUUAUUGUUAUAAAAAAUAUUUUUGUCUAUUUUUUGUAUUUUUAUAGUAAUCAUAGUUUUUAUAUUUAGUAAAUACAAAAUAUAUAUAUGAACAAUUUUAAUUCCACUAAAAUAUUUUAUUUAUUAAAACAAAUAAAAAAUUUUAACU
Metopolophium dirhodum (rose-grain aphid) is the source of this 4536-nucleotide messenger RNA. RefSeq names its product protein FAM3C-like. The coding region runs from base 101 to 1189 and encodes 362 amino acids. The record is from RefSeq and is a predicted model, not a curated record. The transcript has 8 exons. Lineage: Eukaryota; Metazoa; Arthropoda; Insecta; Hemiptera; Aphididae.